AUGUUAGUUUUUCCCAUUUCAGAUCUCUCCAACGAUGAUAUUUCGGAUGAUAUUGCCUGCGCCAAGACCAUACAACAGCGCGACGGCUUCAAAUAUUGGAAGGGCUGGAGUCGGUAUUGCCGCAACACACAGAACCUGCCCAAUUUGGAUGUCGCCUGCAAGCUGAGCACUUUAUCGCCCAUACGGAGUCCCAAUUCGUUUUAGAAAGGCAGCAUGAUUCAAAUAUCUUCAAG
Molecule: messenger RNA, 233 nt
Organism: Drosophila virilis
Lineage: Eukaryota; Metazoa; Arthropoda; Insecta; Diptera; Drosophilidae
Source: RefSeq, a predicted model, not a curated record